UGCACGCUGCUGAGCAAAGUGACUGCUGAAUACGGAACCGGUACCGGUGCGGUACUGCCUGAAUUGAUUGGCCGUGGUUUUGCAAAUACCUGAAUACAGGAACACCUCAUAACAGCAUGAACGUUGAACAGGGAUUCAAAUCUGUUGGGGCAUGUGGAUUUUAUCAAGCUUUUCUCUUUUUAUGCAUCGGAAUAAGUGGGAUACCAAUGGCUUGCCAGAUGGUUCUCAUGGUUUUUGUUGGUGCAACUCCCCCAUUAAAAUCCAGUGAAAGGGGGAAAAUGGAGCCUGUAGGAAUGCAAACUAUAGUAGACGAGUGGAAUUUGCGUGGAGAUCGAGCAUACAUUGUUGAUACUCUUCAGUCUAUAUUCAUGGUUGGAGUUUUAUUAGGAAAUAUAUUGAUUGGUCAAUUAUCUGAUAAAUAUGGUAGAAAACCAGUGUAUUUCAGAGUGUUUUUGGGUCUUAUCAUUGUGUCAUUUCUCACAUCAUUUUCAAAUGACUGGAGAAUCUUCGGUGCAUUGCGUUUCUUCGCUGGAUUUUGUCAAGGUGGUGUUGUGCUUGUUGGCUUUGUAUUAGCACAGGAAUUAGUUGGGUCAUCUGUCUGGCCAAUAACAGGGAGCAUACUACCAGCUAUAUUUUCCAUUGGAAUCAUUGUUCUAUCAUUCUUAGCAAGUGUAUUCACCAAUUGGAGGCAUCUGUGCAUUGUGACAUCGGUACCAGCCUUUGUGUUGCUUUUUCCUUACUGGAUUGUUCCUGAAUCACCCAGAUGGUUAUAUUCACAAGGAAAAGUAGCAGCUGCUGAAGAAGUCUUGCAUUAUCUUGCCAGAAAGAAUGGAAGAUCAUCGUCAACUGUUGCCAGUAUUGUAUUGGAGAAAAGGAAAGAAGAAAAAAAAUCUAAUAAGAAUGGAUAUUCAAUCCGUGAUCUGUUUUCAUCGAAAAAUUUAGCAAGGAGAACAUUGAUAAUGGGAUAUACAUGGUUUGUCUGCAGCUUUACAUACUAUGGUCUAACAAUGAGUGCUAAAGAUCUUGCAGAAAGUUUAUAUGUGAGUGUAGCAUUAUCUGGUGUUGUGGAGAUUCCUGCUAUAGUCUUGUGUGGUGCCCUGUUAAACAGAACUUGGGCUGGCCGCAGAAGAUCUCUCAUCGGUUUUGCCAUUUGUGUUGGAAUAUUCUCAAUCUCAAUCAUGUUCUUACCUGAUGCAUCAAAAACAACCACAACAAAGACGGCUCUUGCUCUUGGAGGAAAGCUAGCAAUUUCAGCUGCAUUUGCUCUGGUUUAUAUCUAUGCUUCCGAAUUAUUUCCAACUGUUGUAAGAAAUGUAGGAAUGGGAACGUCAUCAAUGUGUGCAAGGAUAGGUGGAAUAUUGGCACCUUAUGUUCAUUUAUUAACUGCUUUAGGUUCAGCUGCACCUUAUGCUUUAUACGGAGCAUUGUCAAUACUAGCUGCAAUAAUGACAUUCGCUUUACCUGAAACUUUAAAUCAACCAGUACCUGACACAUUAGAAGAUAUAACAGAUGAUUCAACAAGAAUUUCGAAGCCAAAAAUAAAGCUGAAUAAACGUGGAAAGGAUUUGGGUGAUAAGGAAGAGCUUCUCAACAGUUCUGAAAAUGACGAAUUUAUCAAUGCUUAACUCUCACUCUGCGACAGGAGAAGAAGUAUUUAAGAUGGAGGCCUAUAUAUCUGAUCUAAGCACAUCGGAUGUAGCAAGCAUAUAAUGAUAUUUUUAUCAUUCAUGCCAUUUCCCCUUUCUAUUAAGAAUGAAGUAAUUCGACAAAAUUUUUCAUGUCACUGCAAUAAUUGGAAAUCUAAAAAUUUUACUAAAACACCAUUUUUUAGAUUGAUAAUGCCUUUUUUAUAGAUCUCUCUCUACAACAUCGUUAUCAAGUAGCUAAUUCCAAACUUCUUCAAUACUAUCAAUCCUCAUUUCUAUAUUCAUUCUUAACUAUUGAAUUUAGAUCAUAUGUGCCUUAGUUAUAAACAAAUACCAUAUUCAGGCUGGUGUUUUUCAAUCUAUUAUGUAUAUAUUGCAAUGUUUUGUAAUUAUGUCCUUUUCUAUCUAUUUUAUUUCAUAGGUGGUGUAUAUCGUUUGUGUCUGAAAACCUGUAGUUCUGUUCACAGGAUACCCUUUGGAAAGAAUUUUUUACAAUGAAGCACUUGGGGUGCAUCCAAUUUGGUCUAGGAUAAUGGUUACAUUUUGUAUUUUAAAGUUAACGUUAACAUAAUUUACCUUAAAAAUAUUAUGCCUGGCUAUAAUUAUGGUUGUACGGUGGGUGUGAGAGGAUUUGAAAUUUUUUUACCCAGUCACCAUUUGUGUCUAUGAGCUUCUAUGACAUUAUGUUCUCUAUGAAAUCUGAAAAUUGGUAUUUGACUUUAUGUAUAUUUAUCCCGGAACAAAUACCAAUAAUUGUAGUCUAGAUUGUAAGGCCUAAAUUGAAUUUUAAAAAUUUCAAACCUGCAGUAGACAAUUUUUUUUUUUCAAUCUAGCAUUUUUACCAAGAGCAUGGUUGAAUGUUUCAUUUCAGAAAUCAGACAAAAAAUACAAAAUAUUAAUAUUAGAUAUCUUCAAAAACUUGAAAAUGUAUUUGAAAUACGACUUUUCAUUAUAGCUGUUGUUAAAUAGUUUACUUUGAUUUGGCCGAAAGCAUUAAUAUUUUGUAACUUAUCAAGCUAUUCUUAUUUAACAUGUUAUACCCAGCUCAUAUUUCAAGUGUUACUUAUUAGAAUUUUUUGCUUGGUUCUGUGCAUAAGGUACACUUCUGUUUUACUUUCCUCAUACAUAGCGCAUUCCCUAAUUGACAAUUUUAUUUUGCCAACAUAGCGUUAAAUGCAAUUCAAUCACCAGCACAAUCCGUACAUACACAUAGUCUAAAAGUGCAUAUGUCGUUUUACUUUUUUUUCUAAAUUCUGAAAUAUGUUUUGAGAUAGGAGUUUGUUAAUUAUAGGAAAAUCAGCUAUAGGAUCAUCAGCUAUAUGGGUAAGUUUAAUUCGCGAUUGCCUUUUGAUGCUCUUUGUCUUGUCAUUAACGACAUAUAUAUAUAAUUUAUGUUUCCCAUUAUUUGCUUUUGUGUAGCAAUUUCUAUACGGUAUCUAUACAACGCAAGUACACAUGUGAUGCAAUAAUAGAUUAUAAUAUUAUUUUAAUGGUUUUAUUAACGCUCACAAGAUAUUUAUCAUGUUAUUGUGUCUGAUUAUUGGUAUUGUUGAUGAAGACGUUGAAUAAACUGAGUAACACUAAAUGCCAAGUCAAUG
Styela clava is the source of this 3244-nucleotide messenger RNA. RefSeq names its product solute carrier family 22 member 15-like. Gene Ontology annotation, biological process: transmembrane transport. Gene Ontology annotation, cellular component: membrane. NCBI's taxonomy places the organism in Eukaryota, Metazoa, Chordata, Ascidiacea, Stolidobranchia, Styelidae. Gene Ontology annotation, molecular function: transmembrane transporter activity. The record is from RefSeq and is a predicted model, not a curated record.